Molecule: messenger RNA, 3072 nt
Organism: Oncorhynchus nerka (sockeye salmon)
Lineage: Eukaryota; Metazoa; Chordata; Actinopteri; Salmoniformes; Salmonidae
Product: deubiquitinase DESI2-like
Exons: 5
Coding region: 1018-1617 (199 amino acids)
Biological process (GO): protein deubiquitination
Molecular function (GO): deubiquitinase activity
Source: RefSeq, a predicted model, not a curated record
UUCACAGAGAACCCGGCUCGUCCACAGGACGUUCCGCCAGCUGUGAGACACGGUUCGGAUGAUGUCAUUCACUUUCUUUUGAGCAGUUUUCACGAGACCGGAGGACACCGUUUUUUGUGUUGCGGUGAGAGAUACGAUUGGGAAGGGGAGGAUAUCUCAUCGAACGGACAGAGACAGAGGACGGUAGUUGACUACCUACGGCAAAACGACACGACUCUAACGGUUUGUCUGUGUGAUGAGGGCCACAUCAUCCACCACUGAUACCGUCUACGCUGUUGCUAGCUUUUCACCACACAGCUGACAAGCCAAAAGUGAACCGUAAAACAAUAGGUGAAUCUAUAGCCAGCUAGCUUUUAUAUACUAUUUGAGAGAAAAGUGAAAUUAGGUGGCUCUCGACCUGGCUGACAUUUCCGGAUUCGAACACUCGCAUAUUCAUCCUCCCAGCGGUGUUGUUUUAGCGUCUCAAUAUACACGCAAUUGAUCGCUAUUUAUGUGACAACGGAGGCAAGCUAAGUGAAACUAACGCUAACCUUCAUUUGAUUUCCAGAGGACCUAUUUGUCUUGCUUUGGGAAUAGAAAUGGGCCGUGUUCAACAGUUCUGUAACUGUCUAGCUCGAGCUAGCUACUGUAGCAAGCUAUCUCCGGUCGGGAUCUAGUACCGUUAUGUGCGUGCCUGUGUUCUUUACAGUCAAAAAGCGAAACAUUCGUCGUUCACGUUUCGCUGCCUUGAUAUUUGAUACAGUAAUUUUUUCAACAUCUACAAUCGAGAUACCCUUGGCCUUGGAACGGGUAGAAUUCUUGGACCGAUUUUUUUGUUUUGGCUGAGGCAUGAGAGACAUUCGAUCCAUCCUUCUAUCCCGGUGCUCCAUCCUAUACGGCGCAGUGUGAGUAGCCCAUCCGGGAAGCGCACAUCAGCAGAAUCGCAUCCUAUAUGCACCUUUGGGGUGUCGGGGGCCUGAAGGUGCUACUAUAACGUCGGAGCGGGAGGACGUUGCCUUCCCAUCUCAGGAUUAAACCAUGGCCAAUGAACCUGUUAUCCUUAAUGUGUAUGAUAUGUACUGGAUCAACGAGUACACUUCCACUCUGGGUGUUGGAGUCUACCACUCAGGCAUUGAGAUCUAUGGCCGAGAGUUUGCAUAUGGGGGCCACCCGUAUCCCUUCAGUGGCAUAUUUGAAAUCAAUCCCGGAAACGCCACUGAAUUAGGAGAGACCUUCAAGUUCAAGGAGGCCAUCGCUUUGGGCACAACAGACUUUGCUGUGGAGGACAUGGAUAAAAUCAUGGAGGAGCUGGGGAGGGAUUUCAAGGGCAACUCUUACCAUCUAAUGCACAAGAACUGCAACCACUUCUCAUCCUCGCUGUCUGAGCUGUUGUGUGGGCGUGAGAUCCCUCGUUGGGUGAACCGCCUGGCCUACUUCAGCUCCUGCGUGCCCUUCCUCCAGACCUGCCUCCCUAAGGAGUGGCUGACCCCCGCUGCCCUCCAGAGCCACAUCAGCAUGGGGCUCCACAAGGAGGAGCGGGAGGCUGGAGAGUCCAGCGACGAGGACCCCAACUCAGCCUCUGGGACCGCUGGGGCGGGCACCGGAUCCUCACACAGCUGUCGCCAUACACGGGUCUGAGCCAAUGACUGUAUAGGUCUGAAGAGAACAGCCAAUAAGGACUCUCUCAAUUACCUUUGACCUUCGAACCCUGGACCAGAAGGUCACCAAGUCCCCUCUGCAGGGGAUGUAGUGAUGUAAUAUCUGUGGGCCUGACUGAAUAACCACCUGACCUCAUAGUACCACCCCUGAGAACAGAGACGAGGACGACGGAUGAUUAGCUAGCCUGGUAGUACGGGGCCGGGGGUCCUGCAAAACCUACAGAUCCUUAGAUCCUUUCCCUGGUUUUCUCCCUUUUAGAUAUGGUAGAUAUAUAUCCGGAGGGAGAUUUGUUAUAGGUUUGUUGACAAACUAACUCAGAGCAUGGCAUGGCUCUUUUAGAUUGACCACAGCUACAUGAUGUACUGUAGGUCUGGGCUACUUUCUGCUCAUUUCUCUUUUUCCAUGAACUUUUAAACCUUUGUCAGCCUUCAUCCCAGAUCCACCCUGAUUCUCUUCUUGCAGAGCUCCUUCUAUUGUAGAGUAAACGGAUAUCAGACACCACAAAGAUACAUCUAAAUGUACGUCCCAAAUGGCUCCCUAUUCCUUAUUUAUAGUGAAUUAUUUUAGACCAGAGCCCUAUAGAACCCUAUUCCCUAUAUAGUGCACUACUUUAGACCAGAGCCCUAUGGAACCCUAUUCCCUAUAUAUAGUGCACUACUUUAGACCAGAGCCCUAUAGAACCCUAUUCCCUAUAUAUAGUGCACUACUUUAGACCAGAGCCCUAUGGAACCCUAUUCCCUAUAUAUAGUGCACUACUUUAGACCAGAGCCCUAUAGAACCCUAUUCCCUAUAUAUAGUGCACUACUUUAGACCAGAGCCCUAUGGAACCCUAUUCCCUAUAUAUAGUGCACUACUUUAGACCAGAGCCCUAUAGAACCCUAUUCCCUAUAUAUAGUGCACUACUUUAGACCAGAGCCCUAUAGAACCCUAUUCCCUAUAUAUAGUGCACUACUUUAGACCAGAGCCCUAUGGAACCCUAUUCCCUAUAUAUAGUGCACUACUUUAGACCAGAGUCCUAUAGAACCCUAUUCCCUAUAUAGUGCACUACUUUAGACCAGAGCCCUAUAGAACCCUAUUCCCUAUAUAUAGUGCACUACUUUAGACCAGAGCCCUAUAGAACCCUAUUCCCUAUAUAUAGUGCACUACUUUAGACCAGAGCCCUAUAGAACCCUAUUCCCUAUAUAUAGUGCACAAUGUUUUGUUGUUGUUGCAAGGGCCCUUAUGGCUCUGGUCAAAAUAAGUGCCCUAUCCAGGGCAUAGUGUUCCAUUUGGGACGACGCCUGAGACUACUGGUAUUGUGACGUUAGCAGGAUGUUACUUGCUGCUCACUUCAAGAGGUACUUAACCUCCCUACUUGGGCCUUCAGUCUUAACUUCAAAGAUGUUUUGCUUUGUUUAUGGUUGUGUGGGUGUGUGUGUGUGUGUGUGUGUGGGG